AUGGAAAACUUUACGAACGAGACUCAAGUUUUAGCGGAAGGUGCUGAAGCGGACAGCACCGGACUCAGUAUCCGCGCGCUAACCGGGUGCGUUCUCUUUCUCUUGAUUGUUUCUACAUUAUUAGGAAAUACGCUGGUGUGCGCUGCUGUUAUCAAAUUCAGGCACCUGAGGUCCAAAGUAACCAACUUUUUUGUCAUUUCUUUGGCCGUGUCUGACCUGUUUGUGGCGGUUCUUGUGAUGCCUUGGAAAGCUGUCUCAGAGGUGGCUGGGUAUUGGCUCUUCGGCAGAUUUUGUGAGACCUGGAUAGCUUUUGACAUCAUGUGCUCCACUGCAUCUAUUCUAAAUCUUUGUAUAAUCAGCGUAGACCGAUACUGGGCAAUUGCAAGCCCCUUUAGAUACGAACGUAAAAUGACACAAAGAGUCGCUUUUAUCAUGAUCGGUGUAGCAUGGACUUUAUCGAUACUUAUCUCCUUCAUACCCGUGCAGCUGAACUGGCAUAAGGCGGAGGAGGACUACACAGAUGCCAACUCCAGCAACCAUACCGAGGACUGCAACGCAAGUUUGAAUAGCACCUAUGCGAUAUCGUCGUCGCUGAUAAGCUUUUACAUUCCGGUUGUCAUAAUGAUUGGCACAUACACGAGGAUUUACAGAAUAGCGCAAACUCAAAUAAGAAGAAUAUCCUCUUUAGAAAGAGCCGUGGAGCAAGCACAGAGUCACCAACACCCCAGUGACUGUGCCAACGAGAACUCUCUUAAAACAACAUUUAAAAAGGAAACCAAAGUAUUGAAGACUCUUUCCAUAAUCAUGGGUGUGUUCGUGUUUUGCUGGCUGCCUUUUUUCGUACUGAAUUGCAUGGUGCCCUUCUGUGACAUAGGGGAACUUGGGGACCCUCCCUGCGUAAGUGACACCACUUUUAACAUCUUUGUGUGGUUUGGGUGGGCCAAUUCGUCCCUAAAUCCAGUAAUAUACGCCUUUAAUGCAGAUUUCAGAAAAGCCUUUUCAACCAUACUGGGCUGCAACAGGUUUUGCUCCAGCGCUCCUGUCGAGGCUGUUAAUUUUAGUAACGAGCUGGUUUCCUACCACCACGACACAACAUUGCAGAAAGACGCGCCUAUUGUCUUCACUACCGCUCAGCUUCCUUCGGUUGUACCCAACAACGGGGACGAUGUGGACCUACCCUUCGAUAAAGUUUCUGUCAUCUCAAAUACAUCCCGUAAUCACAGGAACCUUCUCCUACCCGCAAUCGUCCAGUUCGAGUGUGAGGCAGAAAUUUCACUGGAUAUGAUGCCAUUUACUUCCACGGGACCCAACGAAUGUUAUGCAAUCCCCGGGCAAAUAGGGGAGUAG
Molecule: messenger RNA, 1347 nt
Organism: Megalops cyprinoides (Indo-Pacific tarpon)
Lineage: Eukaryota; Metazoa; Chordata; Actinopteri; Elopiformes; Megalopidae
Product: D(5)-like dopamine receptor
Exons: 1
Coding region: 1-1347 (448 amino acids)
Biological process (GO): adenylate cyclase-activating adrenergic receptor signaling pathway
Cellular component (GO): membrane
Molecular function (GO): G protein-coupled receptor activity
Source: RefSeq, a predicted model, not a curated record